This is a messenger RNA of Anthostomella pinea, 225 nucleotides long. Lineage: Eukaryota; Fungi; Ascomycota; Sordariomycetes; Xylariales; Xylariaceae. The record is from the annotation of a GenBank genome assembly.
AUGAAAUCUUCGGUUCUCUUCGCCUUCUUCGGGCUCUCCGCCCUGACAGCUGCCUUGCCAACUGGGACUACUGGUUCGGCGGAAAUCGACGUCGCUGACGCUUUCAAGCGUGAUGAAGGGGAUAUCGAUGUUGCCGAUGCCUUCAAGCGUGAAGAGAUUAGCAUCGACGUCGCUGACGCUUUCAAGCGUGACGAGGGGGAUAUUGAUGUUGCCGAUGCGUUUUGA